Molecule: messenger RNA, 1554 nt
Organism: Arthroderma uncinatum
Lineage: Eukaryota; Fungi; Ascomycota; Eurotiomycetes; Onygenales; Arthrodermataceae
Product: anthranilate synthase component 1
Exons: 4
Coding region: 1-1554 (517 amino acids)
Biological process (GO): L-tryptophan biosynthetic process
Molecular function (GO): anthranilate synthase activity
Source: RefSeq, a predicted model, not a curated record
AUGGCUCCAAGGGCUGCCGUUCAACCGUCCCUCGACGUGGUGAGAGAUGUUCUCUUGCAGUCGAAGGGAUCCCCAAACCCGCCGAAUAUGGUCCCGGUCACUGCUUCGAUACCGGCAGACCUUCUGACUCCGACAGUCGCAUACCUCAAGAUCUCUGCCAACUCGAAGCGGUCGUUCCUCUAUGAGAGUGCGGCGACGACGGAGACAAUCGGGAGGUACAGCUUCGUCGGAGCUGAUCCCAAGAAGGUACUUCUAUCUGGUCCCGGCCAUGGCCCGGAAUGCGAUCCCUUGCCGCUCCUCGAGAAGGAAGUUUCACAGUACCGGGUUGCCACUGUUCCUGGACUGAAGCUGCCACCGCUUACUGGAGGCGCAAUUGGAUAUGUGGGAUAUGACUGCGUCAGAUACUUCGAACCGAAGACUGCACGCCCCAUGAAAGAUAUACUGGGCAUACCAGAGUCGCUAUUCAUGCUAUUCGAUACCAUCAUUGCAUUCGACCACUUCUUCCAGGUGAUCAAGGUCAUAACGUACAUGCAUGUACCUGAAGGUGAAGCAGAUAUAGAAGGACCCUACAAGGAAGCAGACGACUUGAUCCAGAAGACGAUCCAAACGCUUCUAGAUCCGAAGGUACCUCUUCCAUCACAGCCACCAAUCAAGCCGGACCAGGUCUAUACGUCGAAUAUUGGGCAAUCCGGUUACGAGAGCCACGUCCACAGACUAAAGGAGCACAUAGUCAAGGGCGACAUCUUCCAGACUGUUCCCUCCCAACGACUUGCGCGGCCGACCACACUUCACCCCUUCAACCUCUUCAGACAUCUACGAUCCGUGAACCCGUCUCCAUACCUAUUUUACAUUGACUGUGCCGAUUUCCAGAUCGUUGGGGCCAGUCCCGAACUUCUCGUCAAGGAGGAAGCAAGGAGAAUCAUCACCCAUCCGAUUGCCGGCACCGUUCCCCGAGGAAAGACGGCCGAGGAAGACGAAAGCCUGGCUGCAGAACUCCGCAGCAGUCUAAAGGACCGUGCCGAACACGUCAUGCUGGUUGACCUGGCCAGAAACGACGUGAACCGCGUAUGCGACCCGGCAACCACCCAGGUCGACCGACUCAUGGUAGUCGAGAAGUUCUCGCACGUUCAGCACCUGGUGUCUCAGGUGUCCGGCGUCCUGCGACCAGACAAGACUCGAUUCGAUGCGUUCCGGUCCAUAUUCCCUGCUGGGACGGUCAGUGGCGCACCCAAAGUGCGAGCCAUGCAGCUCAUCGCCGAGCUAGAGGGCGAGAAGCGUGGUGUCUACGCCGGCGCCGUCGGAUACUUUGGAUAUAACCGCACCAGCCUGGACGGGAAGGAUAUCGUCGACGGUGCCAUGGACACAUGCAUUGCGCUUAGAACGAUGGUGUUGAAGGACAACGUUGCCUAUCUACAGGCCGGCGGCGGGAUCGUCUUUGACUCUGAUCCUUAUGAUGAGUAUGUCGAGACUCUGAACAAGCUAGGCGCAAAUAUCCAGUGUAUAAAGGGGGCCGAGGAGCGAUAUCUGGCCAUGGAGAAGGAGGCCGCCACAUAG